AAAGUCACGCUGCGGCCACACCAGAUACAGCAAAAUUCGUUUGUUCGGUUUUUUUUGCAGAGCUUUUGGCAUUUAAUUAGGUAAAAACAAACCGAUCGGGAAGUAAAAGUUAAAAACUAAAAGAUAACAGCACCAUCACAAAAUGGCAAUCGCCGAGCACGAUAACGUUUUCAUCUUCGUACCAAAUUUGAUCGGCUAUGCCCGCAUCGUUCUGGCUUUGAUCGCGUUCUGGUUUAUGUCCACCAACUAUGUGAUCUCCGGCUGGUGUUAUGUAACCUCCGCCCUGUUGGACGCCGUCGAUGGACACGCCGCCCGGGCCUUCAACCAAAGCACUCGCUUUGGAGCAAUGCUGGACCAGUUGACCGACCGUUGUGGCACCACUGGUCUGCUAGUCACCCUGGCCUAUUUCUACCCCCGGUAUAUGUUCUGGUUCCAGUUGUCUAUCGCCAUCGAUGUCGCCUGUCACUGGCUCUUCAUGCAGACGAGCGUUGUGGUUGGACGCAGCUCGCACAAGGUUAAUGAAAACUUUGUGAUGCGCCUGUACUACCAGAAGGACAUUCUUACAUUUAUGUGCUGCGUCAAUGAGCUGUUCUAUGUGUGCUUGUACCUCUUGCAUUUCACCUACGGACCGCUGAUAUUUGGCGCAUCGCUCUUCAAAAUACUCGCCUUCCUCACGGGUCCCUUUGCCGUACUCAAGGCCCUGAUCUCGGUAAUGCACGCCUACGUGGCGGGCAUUGAUUUGGCAGCCGUGGAUGUGCGUGAGCGCCAGGAAAAGCGUCAGAAAUCCGAACCGGUAGCUGGCAAGAAACUGGAGUAAAUCGUCGGGUUAAGUCCAAAAUCUUCCAACGCCAGUUCAACCAACUAAAAGUACUAAAAGCGAAAAACUCUUGAUUCCAAGCUAAACAACAAAACUUUGAAAGCGAUCAGAUGAAAUAUUAUUAUGGGCAUUAGGCAACCAACUAGGCCGUAGUAGAAUUUAAAUUAUUUUUAUGCGCUAUUGCACUAUUGUUGACUUUAUUUUAUAUUUUAAGUUAGACGGGUGGCGAAAUCAUCCGACAAUUUGUAUUUAAAUGAUUUUUAAAUUGAAAUUGAAGUUCAAGCGAUUCGUUUCAGCUAGCAGCAAGCAGCAUAUUUAUAUUGCCUUUACUUAAAAUUAAUUAAACAUUUCUGUAUCUUAAAUAUAUGUAAUGUAUAUAUAUACAUAUAUCGGGUCUAAGUGUCACAGGGGCAUAUGUAUAUAUAUAGCCUCAAAAAUUGUAAAUUACGUUUAAUUAAGAGCAAAACAAAUAUGCAACAGUUUCUGACUAACCGAAUCGCUUUAAUUUUAUAUAUAUAUAUUUAUAUAUAAAACAUAUAUGCAGGCCGAUAUAUGAAUUAGUGUCUAUUUCCAGGAUUUAUCUCAUUGUGUACGUUUUCGGUUCGACUAACGACCUCCCCCUAGCAACUCUCUCAAUGUAACUAAUGUAUUUCUAAUUGUAAGUUAAAAGAAUGUAAUUGGAGACCUGCAAGAAAUAUACGAAACAUGAAUGUUA
Drosophila eugracilis is the source of this 1532-nucleotide messenger RNA. RefSeq names its product CDP-diacylglycerol--inositol 3-phosphatidyltransferase (gene Pis). The transcript is spliced from 5 exons. The record is from RefSeq and is a predicted model, not a curated record. Bases 143 to 817 code for a protein of 224 amino acids. Gene Ontology annotation, biological process: phosphatidylinositol biosynthetic process. Gene Ontology annotation, cellular component: membrane; Golgi apparatus. NCBI's taxonomy places the organism in Eukaryota, Metazoa, Arthropoda, Insecta, Diptera, Drosophilidae. Gene Ontology annotation, molecular function: CDP-diacylglycerol-inositol 3-phosphatidyltransferase activity.